This is a messenger RNA of Darwinula stevensoni, 3333 nucleotides long. The record is from the annotation of a GenBank genome assembly. NCBI's taxonomy places the organism in Eukaryota, Metazoa, Arthropoda, Ostracoda, Podocopida, Darwinulidae.
AUGUGGUUGAUGCUUAGCCUGUUAGGGCUCGUAUUGCUUCCUUCGUCUCUCAAAGCGUUAUCUGUCAACUAUGGACCCCCUGGUGAUCCUUGGGGAGGCAGUCCUUUCCCGACACCAGGCGCUCCUGGGAGGUUAAUAGAUAAGCCAGGUGGCUAUGACGGUUGUGCUCUCAUCGUUCCCGGUCCGGGGAAGACGCAUCAUCUUGAUCUGGCCUACAAUGCCUUCAACGGCCUGGGUGGUUACGAUGGGGCCGGGACUUGCAUCACUUUCGAAUCCGUGAAUCGAGCAUUCGGUCAGGCCAAGCGGCGCUGGGGUCUCCCGGCUGCUCAUCGGAGGGAAUUAGAUGGUAAUGAAGUCGGUGGCAUAGGGAGAGUCCUCCUUGAGACCAGCCGUAUUCUCGCCCAUCAGUACGCUCUGAAGCCUGACGUGAUUAUCAAUGGGCUACCGUUGAUCGAUACGUCCAAGACGAUCAUCGAGCAGUACUGCCCAUACUGGCUGAAGAAGCCCAAAUGCGAGAUCAAGAGGUACCGAGAGUACAACGGACUGUGUGCUAAUCCCGAGAAUCCUCACUGGGGUGCCACCAGGACCACCUUCAAGAAACUCAUUGCCCCUGCUUACCCAGACGGCUUGGAUGCAGUGCGAGUGGCAUACGAUGGAAGCCCGCUGCCACCAGUGAGGUUGGUGUCCACAGUGGUGCACAGGGAUGAGGGAUACCAUGAUCACGCCGUAACUUUGUUCCUCAUCGCUUGGGGCCAAGCCAUUGACCACGACAUCACCCUCACGGGAGAAACCAAAGAUGAGCGAAACAAGGACCCGGAAUGCUGCAAGCGACAGGAGCACGAAGACUGUCUUCCGAUCCACAUCCCAGACAACGAUCCCUUCUAUUCUCUGUUCAACCACCGUUGCAUGAACUUCCUCCGAUCCGCCCCGGGUCCCCAAUAUGCCUGCAAGCUGGGACCGAGGCUCUCCUUCAACCUUCUCUCCAGUACGAUCGAUGCCAACUGGGUGUACGGAAGCAAGAAGGAGACUGCAGAUGCCCUUCGGAGCUUCGAGUACGGCCAGUUGAAGAUGUUGCCCGUCUUCCAGGAAUAUGGACUCAAGGAACUUCUCCCGUUGAAUAUGGCGGAUCCAGAAUCUGGCUGUCUGCGAGCCAGGAAGGACAUCUAUUGCUUCCAUGCCGGUGACGAACGAGUGAACGAACAGCUGAUUUUGACUGUGGUGCAUACGAUGAUGGCUCGGUAUCACAAUAUCUUGGCGAAGGAAUUGACUCGAAUCAAUCCACACUGGGAUGACGAGACGACGUUUCAGGAGACUCGACAUAUCGUAGCUGCCGUCACUCAGCACAUCACAUACAACGAAUUACUCCCCAUGCUCCUCGGGAAAGAGGUGAUGGCGAAAUACGACCUGAUCCUGAAGAAGGACGGAUAUUUUGACGGGUACGACCCAAAGAUCAACCCCACGGCUAGCGAUGCCUUCAUCACAGCAGCUUACCGAUUCGGACAUUCCCUCCUCCCGUCGACGGUCGAGAGAUGGUCUUCAAAUCACAAGUACAUCGGAUCUCAAAGGCUGAAGGACAUGUUGAGGCAGCCAUAUGACCUUUACAAGGGAGGCUGGUGUGACCAGUAUAUGUGUGGUCUUAUGAACCAGGUUGCUCAAGCCAUGGACGACUCCGUUACCCACGAAGUGACGAAUCACCUGUUCCAAGAGCCAGGCAAGAGGUUCGGUCUCGAUCUAGCGGCGUUCAACAUGCAACGUGGGCGAGAGCACGGCAUCCCAGGCUACGGCGCAUACCGGGAAUUCUGCGGUUUGCCUCCGGUGAAGACGUGGUAUGAUCUGGCCGCCUGGAUGCCAAAUGACACAGUGAGGCGAUACUCCGAAGUCUACAGGACCCCGGCUGAUAUCGACCUGUGGUCGGCGGGAAUCUCAGAGCGACCUCUGACUGGCGCCAUGGUGGGACCCACUUUCGCCUGUCUCAUUGCUCUGCAAUUCCGAGAUCUCCGGCUCGGAGAUCGAUUCUGGUACGAGAACGGCGGAUGGCCUAGCUCCUUCACCAUCGGUACGAUUUCUUCUCCACUUCCAUUACCAUACGAUAUUGGAUCACGUUCAACAUGUGUAUGUUGCGAUGUGGUUUCAGAACAAUUGAACGAGAUCAGGAAGAUCAAGCUAUCUCGGCUCGUGUGUGACACUUCCGACGAGAUUCCCGAAGUUCAAAUCUAUCCCAUGGUACUCCCUGACCACGAAAUCAACCCACGCGUGCCCUGCAGGAGCGGUAUUCUUCCAGUCAUCGACUUGUCGAAAUGGAGAGACACAAGAUAUUCCGGCCCACCUGUAGAAUAUACCAAACUUACUGUCGUGGCUGUCUUCAGCUGGGCAAACAUUGCUCAAACUGACGUUCGUCCCACUUCAUUCAUUACCAUCCACACAUCCCUUCUGUUAAUACGAGUUGAGAGCGAUACUCGGGAUGAUGAACUUUGUCUCCUAGACUUGGGUAGAGGAGGAAUAGAAGGACUCUUUCGAGUUGACAUGACGAUAAGGGACGUGGAUCCAGAGAUUGCAGCAGGAUAUAAGCCGUUGGAGCCUGAGAUCCCAAUUGGACCUCUCCCGGGACCAGGUCCCAUUCCCGUACACGAUGCAAGCCACCAGGAAGACUUUAACGUUGGCUCGGGAUUCCGUCCCUUGAAGCGGCCAGUGCCGCCGCUUCCACCCCCGAAAGCGGGUCCGCCAGACGGCUUCUUUGACGACUUCGCAGGGACGUCCAAGUUCCCCGACUUCGACACGUUUGACGAACCGAAGAAGACUCUGAAAAAGCCUUCUAACCUUCUGCCUCCAAUCGGGAAAAAGCCUCCUCCCCUUCUACCUCCAAUCGGGAAAAAGCCUCCUCCCCCUCCCCCCCCGCCUAUUUCCAUUCCGCCAUCAGCUCCGUCGGGUUCGGGACCGGAGGACGAAAAAAUCUACCUUUAUCCCACGACCAAUCACAAACAUCCGGACAAGUAUCACGAACAUUCGGUGAAAGUCCAUUCUCAUCCCCCCGACGUGUUCGAGUAUCCGGAUGGGAAAAAGGAGUUCGUGCAUCACCACUACUAUGACCAUUUUUACACGCAUUACCAUGCGCCACCGGUGGGAUCCGCGAGUGGAUCGGCGUCCGCUCCGGCCCUCAGGACUGAGCCACCCCCUCACGCCAGCACUCUCAAUGAGAAGAAGAUUCAAGCGACAUCAACGACUGCGCGAAACCCCACUAAAGACAAAGCCAAGACCGAAGAAGGACCGAUCAAGAAAAUGAACACAAAACAGCAGAUCCCAAACUUCAUCCGAAGCCGGGUCUCAAACGGUUAA